Messenger RNA from Trachymyrmex cornetzi, 3954 nucleotides. RefSeq lists its product as uncharacterized. The record is from RefSeq and is a predicted model, not a curated record. Lineage: Eukaryota; Metazoa; Arthropoda; Insecta; Hymenoptera; Formicidae. Bases 18 to 3935 code for a protein of 1305 amino acids. The transcript is spliced from 7 exons.
UCUGAAGGAUAGACGAGAUGCAGGCAAAAAUUGAGAAAUGGACGGAGUUGAUCCAGUUGGGAAAAUUGCAAGAUGUGUCGGAAGAUAUUCAGAUGACUAUCCGCGUACAAUCCAACGGUAAACUCAAUGACGGUUUAUUUAAAUUACUACUACGCUUAUGUUGCAUGGCAGAUAAAUAUAACAAAUGUAAUAAACAGAACUGCGAGACUGGAAAGAGUAUUGCUGUAUUAGCUAAAUUACUUUGUUCAUUGCUGAUCAAAGUACCUGAUGACAACAACUUUGUCAAAGCUGUAUUUAAAAUUGUUCAGUGUUUAAUUUCUUUUAACUUAUACGAGGACGCGGCAGAGAUCUGUUGUUAUUUAAAACCAGGCAAUUUGUAUAAUCCCCAAGAUAACACUAUGAAUCUUGUGAUAAAAGUAUUAUCCUUAUGGCGUGUUUUAGUUAACAAUGUAUAUAUUACUCUUACAAAUGAGUCAUUCAACACAGAGAAUUAUAAUAAGCUGAAAAGUGUCCUGAAGUAUGAAAUGGAAAUGAUGCAGAUAGCAUAUAAAAAUUAUACAAAACAUUUAAUUAUGGAGAUAAGUAUAUACUUGGAUAGAAUAGCAACAAUUGAUAAAGACACGAAAUAUUUUGAUGACUUUUGUAAAUAUAUAUUGGAAUACUUGUCAGGGUUGCAGUUGUAUUUAGACAAGGAUGAGAAAUAUUUAAUAUAUCGUUAUAUAAUUCAUAUCAUGUGUCAUGUAAUAUGUAAGACUGUUAAUACAACUCGUAUCAAAUCUACAGUAGCAACAUUAGAUGAAUUAUCUAAUUAUUUUGAGACUCUUGUGGCAGAAGACGAGGAAUGCUACCAAUCUUUUCAGCAAUUUCGAAGCUUGUGUAUGAAUCUUCUAGUGCCAAUAAAAAAUCUUGUCCAGAAUAAUGCCAAAAAUGUACAAAAUAUUAUUUAUUGUAACUUGAAUAUUAUGCAAAAAUAUGGAUAUGAAAGUAUUAAAUGGAAUGCACUCUCUAUUGCAGAGAUAGUUGAACCAAUGUUUACGUACUGGGAAAAAUGUGUGGAAACUGAUAAACACGUACUCAAGAACUUGCUUGAUACUGGCAUCUUGCUGGAACUAAUGAAUUUAUUUGUACAAAUACAUGUAGAUGAAUUUUAUGUCAAGCAAGUGUCAAUCAAAUGCAAAUGGUGCCAAGACAAAUUGUGCACAGUUAAGAGGGAUUUAUACAAUGCUAUAGUAAUGAAAUUUAGAUGUAUUAGUUUAUUAUGUAAAUUUCCUGUUAAAACUUUGCCGGCUGAUGUGUGUGCUCUUAGCAGAAAAAUUUUAAAACAGAAUGUCGAAUCAAUUAUUCGUGAAAUGAAAGAAACCAAAUGUGAGCGUUGGACGCAAUCAUGGAAUACUUGUCGUAAUUUAAUUUAUAACAUAGGUGUGCUGUCUGAACAUGUGUACGAAGAAAGCGUAAAUCUGUUCUCCUUUUUAUGUACUUCCAUUUUUCAACUUGAAUUAAUUGAAUCAAAUUCUAUAUAUUCUAAAAAUUCCCAAAACUGUGAAAAUAUUCUUUCUUUUGCAUUACACAGAUUAAGUGUCAUAUAUUACAAUAAUAAUAUGUAUAGGAAAGCCAUGACAGUAUGUGCAUUGAAUGCUUUGUUAACUUAUAAUCAAUUGAAUACAAAAGCUUUUCGUACAUGGAUAAAUAUUAAGAAAAAUACUUCUGAAGAAAUUGCAAACUUAACUAUGCUAGACUGCUUGACAAAUGAUAAAGACGAGAUAAAGGAUGAACUGGGAUUUUCACUCGAUAUUUCCAAGUAUGACUGUACUGAAUUGUGUUUAAGUGAAGUAAAAAAUUUGCUAGAGGAACAGAUCACAUUUACAAAUGGUGUGGCAGCAGUUUUAGAAAAACUUAGAAAGCUACAGCCAAGUAAUCAAUAUGCACACACGGUGCAAUUAUUAGGAUAUUAUUUCUUAGGUUUCACACCACAUGACAGCUCUAUUCUGAAAUAUCAUGAGCAAGCUAUAUGUGAUUUAAAGCAAGAUAAGUCAAAUUCUGUGGCUGUUCUGUGCUUGGAAACUAACUUAAACCUUUUUAUGUUUGUGGAGGAGUUGUAUAUAAUGAAUAAGCAAACUCAGAUGGAAAUGGAAAGUACAAAAUUUGCUUUAUGUGCUCCCAAGUUACGAGAACUAGCCGAAACCAAUUCUCCAAAUGUAGUGCCUGCUUAUACUAUGAUAAACGCUAAAAAAGAUACCAAUCUUAUGUUGUGUCUACAAAAAUGUAUACAAAAGUGGAAGCAACUAUUUAAGUACCAUUUUAAAAAAAUUGUCAAGAAUUGGGAACCUAAUCUUAUACUUCGCAUGCUGAUAACAGCUGGUGAAUAUGCUCGAUUAUAUCGGUAUGAACAUUGUGAAGCUGAAGUAUGGACUUUGGCAUAUAAGUUAGCAUCAGAAAUGAAUGAUUAUACAACUAUUUAUAUCACAAGUCGUUGUAUAUCAUUAAGACAAGUCAAUUACGAUUGGAUUACUACUGCUAAGGAACAUAUCAUAAAUCAUAGAAAUUCUAAGGACGAAAAUGUAAUUGGCUCCAUUGCUAUCUUUUGGAUAAGUUUAGCAGACCUUUAUUUUGAAUGUGGAAAGUAUGAUGAUGCUAAGCAAUUACUUAUUGAAGCUAGGAGUCUUUCAGGAAUUUCAUUUCUUGCUAAUAGAACCGUGUAUUUGUUAAGUUUAGAUGUCAUCAUACGCAAUAGUCAUUUUUAUAUAGAUAAUAUGCAGCAUGAGAAUUAUGGUUCAUAUAUUGUGGAAAGUUUAUUGGCAGUAAGAACCUUAAAUCAAGAUCUGUUGUCGAAAAAAUGGACAAAUCGAUCAACGUAUCUUUUUAGUUACGAUACACUUUUCACUAUGGCAGUUAAUUUGUCCGUAAGGAUAAACAGUCUAUUAUCUUUUCGUGGUAUUUGUCCGGAUCUAGUAUUACUCUUAAAGUCGGCACAGAGCUUAAAUGCGAUGAUACGCACUGCCGAACUAUUGAAAUCGUUAUGUUACAUCGAUUUGUCGCGUUUACAACUGGAGGAUUGCGAAGUGAAGUUACAAGGACUUGAACACAUGUUGAACAUCGAGACGUUUCAAUUAUCGAUGGAGUCUAAACCCGUUGAAACACCGUUCGUUCAACUCCCAGUGACUCCCACGAAGAUUGUAGAUCCUGUCAGAGAUACGCCUCAGUAUGGCGCUUCCCCAGUGCUCGGCAAGAAAAUAUUUGAUCCGCCAAAAUUCACAUCACAUAUGAAUUGCGAUUGCUACAAGUGUAGCAACGUUUCGUAUCAGUACUUGGUAUUUGCUACCACUUAUAUCAGAGCGCAGUUAUAUGCCUUGCAGAAUCAUACCGUGGCAGCACUCGAUCAUUUCCAUGGCGCUUUUCAAUUAAGGCAAAGACUAUUCAAAGAAGAAAAACCAGUUCUACCCAAAAACUGGCCUUAUGAUGAAAUUGAUAUAAAGCGAUUCUCUUGGCAAACUCGUUAUAUAACUGAUUAUAUACAGCUAUUAAUUGAUUUCUGUUAUUUUCUGAAAGCAAAAAUAACGUCAUCGAGACAAGAGGAUGUAUUCGAUAUUGCCAAUUUAGCUAUCAAUGUAUGCUACAAAUAUAAAUUGCAGGGACAUCCUAUUUAUAUAACAGCUAAGGAAUUAGUACUUGAUAAUGAAUUCCAGCCGGUAUUGGACUCUUCAGACUUAAAGUUUACGGUUCCGCCGCCACACGAAAUUGAUAUAAGUGAUCAUGCAAAAAUCCCAAUUGAUCCAAGCGUUUGUGUUACGCCAUGCGCUCCGAAGCAUCGUGCCAAGAAACCUGUUUCAGUUCGACGUAAAAAGAACGCAACAGCUUUAAAGAUACCUAAAAUUAAUUUGAUUUGGAGUGAUGAUGAAGACGACAAUAGUAUAUCACCACCACUUGCCACGAAAUAGAAACGAAUAUAAAAUCCAA